GUGAAUAUUGGAUGGAUUGGCAAUGUCAAUGUCAAAAGCAGCUGUUCCUUUGCUACUGCUCUGUUUUGUUUUGAACGUAUCUACACAAAUGUUUAAAUAAUUAACAAAAAAACCUAUAUUUGUUUUACUAUUAAACCAUCGUUAAGGAGUCUUCUUAAUAUUUCAAUACUCAAGCCAAGUCACCAAAAAUGUCGACAGCGAUGACGUUUGGUCAGAAACAAUUUAUCCCUACACCACCUGAUAAAGGCAGCUUUCCUCUGGAUCACGAAGGUCUCUGCAAGAAGAGCAUGACGAAGUACAUGAAAUGUUUGUUUAGCAACAAUAGCGAUAACUCUAUGUGCCGGGAUGAGGCUAAAGAUUACUUGGCUUGUAGGAUGGAACAUAACCUGAUGGCCAAAGAAGAUUGGUCAAAGCUGGGCUUCAAAGAAUUAGGACUGAACGAAAAAGAUAAAUAAUAUUUUUAAAUAAGGUAAGGAUUUGUUAUGUUGUUCAAUAAAUAGUGAUAAACAUA
This is a messenger RNA of Plodia interpunctella (Indianmeal moth), 511 nucleotides long. RefSeq lists its product as uncharacterized. The transcript has a single exon. The record is from RefSeq and is a predicted model, not a curated record. Bases 189 to 455 code for a protein of 88 amino acids. Gene Ontology annotation, cellular component: mitochondrial intermembrane space. NCBI's taxonomy places the organism in Eukaryota, Metazoa, Arthropoda, Insecta, Lepidoptera, Pyralidae. Gene Ontology annotation, biological process: mitochondrial respiratory chain complex IV assembly.